AUGGAGAACUCAUCCAGUCAUUUUGUUUUUCUGCUUCAUGGAUUAAAUGAGACUAGAACAAAGAGACAGAUCUUUUUUGCCAUUUCCUUUCUUGUCUACAUUUUCACCAUAUUUGUAAAUUUAACUUUAAUUUUGACCAUAUUACUGGAGAAGAUUCUUCAUGAGCCCAUGUUCAUCUUCCUGUGUAAUCUGUGUGUGAACGGGAUUUGUGGCUCCACAAGUUUCUAUCCAAAGCUACUGAUUGACCUUCUGUCAGAUUCUCAUGUGAUCUCAUACACUGCAUGUAUAAUUCAAAUAUGUGGAAUCAGCAUAUAUCUUGCCUGCGAAAUAACUAAUUUGACAGUAAUGGCUUAUGACAGGUAUGUUGCGAUAUGCAAACCAUUGGAGUAUCACUCCAUUAUGACGCCUCGGAGGGUGGGAAUGUUGGUGCAGAUUAUGUGGUUCUUAACUUUCUUUGAGAUAAUUGUCUGGCUUGUGUUGGCAGUCAGGCUGCCCAUGUGUGGAUCCAGAAUUGAGAAGCUUUAUUGUUUUACCUGGGAUGUGCUAAAGCUGUCCUGUGUAGAUACCACCUUAAACAACUUAUAUGGCAACUGUUGCUUCUUUUUUCAUUCAUUUCAACUCCUGCUAAUUAUAAUCUCCUAUGUCCGAAUCACCAGGAUAUGUUUAACGUCUCAGACAGAACAUUAUAAGUUCAUGGAGACCUGCCUGCCCCAUCUCAUCACAAUGAGUACUUUUUCCAUUUCUAUAACUUUUGAUGUUGUAUCAGCACGUUUCAGCUCAGACACCUCCCUGCAGGCUCUCAGAAACAGCUUUUCUAUAAUGUACCUCAUUGUUCCUCCUAUCAUGAACCCUCUCAUUUAUGGUCUGAAACUGAAGCAGCUUCCACGUUUCAGCUCAGACUCCUCCCUGCAGGCUCUCAGAAACAGCCUUUCUAUAAUGUACCUCAUUGUUCCUCCUAUCCUGAACCCUCUUGUUUAUGGUCUGAAACUGAAGCAACUUCGUAGGAUUGUGUGGAGAAGGUUCAACAGCAAAAUUACUGCACUGAAAUAA
Paramormyrops kingsleyae is the source of this 1050-nucleotide messenger RNA. Its product is annotated as putative olfactory receptor 7A2. Gene Ontology annotation, cellular component: membrane. Gene Ontology annotation, molecular function: G protein-coupled receptor activity; odorant binding; olfactory receptor activity. The record is from RefSeq and is a predicted model, not a curated record. Gene Ontology annotation, biological process: detection of chemical stimulus involved in sensory perception of smell; G protein-coupled receptor signaling pathway. Lineage: Eukaryota; Metazoa; Chordata; Actinopteri; Osteoglossiformes; Mormyridae.